CCACCAGAGCCAGAGGGCAGGGCAGAGGGGCAGGGGGAGGCUAGCUGCCGAGCGGAGGCGUGUAGUGUACUAGUGUAGGCGUAGCUCAACAGAUCGAAUCGCCGCCAGGCCAGCAUCUAGAGUAGCUCGCUAGCUUUUUGCCAACGCCCCGGCCGGCUCUGCUGCUCCUCGUCCUCGAUCACGUUUGCAGCGUGAUCGUCGAGCGCCUCCCCUUGCAACAAGGUACGGUAGAAGAAGAGGUAGCUCACGGGCGGCCGGCCGGCGGCGGCGGCGGCGCGCGGGAACGCAUAUAUAUAUAUAUAUAUGGGCAACGCGCUGGGGUGCACGGGGCUCGGCGAGCGGCUGGCGGCCGCCGCGAGGGACGGCGACGCGGCGGAGGUGCGGCGGCUGCUGGAAGCCAACCCGGGGCUCGCCCGCUGCGCCGCCUUCGGCAGCCUCAACUCGCCGCUCCACCUCGCCGCCGCCAAAGGCCACCACGAGAUUGCAGCGUUGCUGCUGGAGAACGGAGCCGACGUGAAUGCCAGGAAUAUUUACGGUCAGACGGCGUUGAUGCAGGCCUGCCGGUUCGGCCACUGGGAGGUGGUUCAGACGCUGCUGGUUUUCAGAUGCAACGUGUCCAAGGUGGACAGCCUGAGCAGCCGGACGGCGCUGCACCUGGCGGCGGCAGGCGGCCACGUCAAGUGCGCGCGCCUGCUGCUGGCCGGCGCCGGCGGGAACAAGCUCGUGAACAGGGCGGCCAGCGGCGGCGUGACGGCGCUCCACCUGGCGGCGCUGCACGGGCACGCCGACUGCGUGCACCUGCUGAUCGACGAGCGCGCCGACGUCGCCGCGCCCACGCUGCCCUGCGCCGCGUCGCCCAUGGCGUCCAUCGGAGCCGGGAGCACGCCGCUGCACUACGCCGCCGCCGGCGGCGAGGUCAAGUGCUGCCAGAUCCUCGUGUCGCGAGGAGCCGACAGGACCGCCGUCAACUGCAACGGGUGGCUCCCCGUGGACGUGGCUAGAACGUGGGGGUGCCACUGGCUGGAGCACGUCCUGUCCCCCAAGUCUCACCUGCCCAUCCCCAAGUUCCCGCCGUCCGCCUACCUCUCGUCGCCGCUCGCCAGCCUGCUCACCAUCGCAAGGGACUGCGGCCUGGUUCUCAACACGACGCCGCCGGAGGUCCUGGACGACGACGGCGGCGACGCCUGCGCAGUCUGCCUCGAAAGACCCUGCACCGUCGCAGCCGAAGUGUGCGGGCACGAGCUGUGCGUCAAGUGCGCGCUGGACCUGUGCUCGGUGAUCAAGUCCUACGACGUGCCGGGGAUCGCCGGCACCAUCCCGUGCCCGCUCUGCCGGAGCGGCAUCGCCUCGUUCAGGAGACGGGCGGCGGACGAGGACGAGCCUGACGUGAACGCCGGCGGUGGCCGACGUCGCGGCGCCGGCGGCGACCAUCAGGCGUCGUCCAGCCCGGAGAAGAAACGGAGCACGGAUUCGGACCAGGAAAUCCUCCCCCUCUUCUUUACUCCUCCCGCCGUCCUGUCCUGACCGGCAUGCAUUUACAAGAUGCAGAGAAGCUACUUCGUCAGUAGAAAUCUGCAGGGUGCAGUGCAGCAUGGGUAGAUAUAAAUUUACACAGCAGAGACACACAGAUUGUUUGGUUCUGUUUGUUGAUGCUUGCAGACGGCAUCGGUGGAUGUUUAUUUUAUUUUUAUGGUGGUUCACAUCACAUGGCAUUAGCUAGUGUAACAUAUUGGUUUGUUGUAAAAAGAAGGAAAAACAUUCUUUUGCUGUAAAAAAAAUGGGGUUGGUUGGUUUCGGGCGUUUUGACUCA
Sorghum bicolor (sorghum) is the source of this 1810-nucleotide messenger RNA. Its product is annotated as probable E3 ubiquitin-protein ligase XBOS36. Gene Ontology annotation, molecular function: protein binding. The coding region runs from base 304 to 1524 and encodes 406 amino acids. The transcript has 8 exons. Lineage: Eukaryota; Viridiplantae; Streptophyta; Magnoliopsida; Poales; Poaceae. The record is from RefSeq and is a predicted model, not a curated record.